This is a messenger RNA of Orcinus orca (killer whale), 3362 nucleotides long. RefSeq names its product RAB39B, member RAS oncogene family (gene RAB39B). Gene Ontology annotation, cellular component: Golgi membrane. The transcript is spliced from 2 exons. Gene Ontology annotation, biological process: Rab protein signal transduction. The record is from RefSeq and is a predicted model, not a curated record. Bases 302 to 943 code for a protein of 213 amino acids. Gene Ontology annotation, molecular function: GTPase activity; GTP binding. Lineage: Eukaryota; Metazoa; Chordata; Mammalia; Artiodactyla; Delphinidae.
CUCUUACAGACAGUGCGGUCCUGGGCGUCGCCGCUACGUGGAGGAUUACAGUAACCCUGUAGUCAGUGAUGAGUCAGAGUGCGUGGUGCUGAUGCUGCUGCCAUUUCAUCACCUCUGCGAGCGCAGCAUCCAUCCCUCCUCUCUCCCUGCGCCUGGGCCUACCUCGCCUCAGGCUGCCAGGCCAACGAUGCGCUCGUGGCCGAUCUAGAUCAGGACCGAGUCGCGCUCUCUGAGGUCUCGGCCGGGCGCCCCCAUCUCGCCGCCCACGGCCUGGGCCAAGGAGACCUGCCGAGCCCCGGCCAUGGAGGCCAUCUGGCUGUACCAGUUCCGGCUCAUUGUCAUCGGGGAUUCCACGGUGGGCAAGUCCUGUCUGAUCCGCCGCUUCACCGAGGGCCGCUUUGCCCAGGUUUCGGACCCCACGGUGGGGGUGGAUUUUUUCUCCCGUCUGGUGGAGAUCGAGCCAGGAAAACGCAUCAAGCUCCAGAUCUGGGAUACCGCGGGUCAAGAGAGGUUCAGAUCCAUCACUCGUGCCUACUACAGGAACUCAGUAGGUGGUCUGCUCUUAUUUGACAUUACCAACCGCAGGUCCUUCCAGAAUGUCCAUGAGUGGUUAGAAGAGACCAAAGUACACGUUCAGCCCUACCAAAUUGUAUUUGUUCUCGUGGGUCACAAGUGUGACCUGGAUACACAGAGGCAAGUGACUCGCCACGAGGCAGAGAAACUGGCUGCUGCAUACGGCAUGAAGUACAUUGAAACGUCAGCCCGAGAUGCCAUUAAUGUGGAGAAAGCCUUCACAGACCUGACAAGAGACAUAUACGAGCUGGUUAAAAGGGGGGAUAUUACCAUCCAGGAGGGCUGGGAAGGGGUGAAGAGUGGAUUUGUACCAAACGUGGUUCACUCUUCAGAAGAGGUUGUCAAAUCAGAGAGAAGAUGUUUGUGCUAGUCAGCCCUUUUAUCUCCAAAACAUGCUCUCCCACCUGAACUUAAAAGUGAUCAAAAUGAAUAGAAUCAUCGUGUGACUGAAGAGAACUUAACCUCCAUAUUGGAUCCCAAGUGAGCCUCCUCCCCAAGGGGCCCUUGGACAGGUGAUGGGCGGGCGGGCGGGCGGGUGGGUGGGUGGGGGAGCCUGGGUGCUGGGACUGGCACUUUUUUGUGGUCCAUGCUGGGCAGUGGCUGCUCUGUGUGCCCUUUGUGGACCGCAUGUCAAGGAGCUGAGGUCUGGGGAGCUAGGCCCCAGAAAAGUACACCCACAGUCAGGACAACUAUUUCUUGGUAUUUCAGCUCAUUCAUAGGUCACGAUCAUAAAGAAAUACGUAAAGGGGAGAAAAGUAUCACAUUGGGAACAAUUAGCCAACCUAAAAAAGAGUAUGAGAUCCGCUUAAUCAGUGAGAAUAUCCUGCACUAAACAUAUGUGCUGGGUUUGGUUAAAAGGUACCAAUUAGCUUCUAAACAGCUCAUCUGUAAAAUGAGGGGUGUGGACCAGCCUUUUACUAAGACCCUUUCAAGGCCUGGAGUUCUAGUGAAAAUGGUGUGAAUGUGAAAAAGGGAGGCUAUUUACACACUGUUACUGUCACACUUGAAAACAUGUGAAAGAAUAACCAGCUGUGUGUAAGAAAUUGUCCCACGCAAAUUAUCGUGUAAGUAGAAGAGAGAAAUACUGUAACUCCAAUGCCCUCUUUCCCCUCUGACCACGCCUGGGGCUCACUGCAUCGGCGACUGCAAUCUGAAGGUAAACACCUGCUCAACAGGAGGUGCUGUAAGCCUUACAGACACGUUACAGUUCGUUGACUUACUUAUUUGAUCAUCGUAACAAGCCGUUAGGGUUUCUUCCCCAGUUUACGAAAAAAUUAACUGAGGGGCAGGAGAGUCACUUGACCCCUGGUUCUUGUUUCACUGCAUCAUCCUGCUGUCAGAUGAAUAAACUGUUAUUGUUUGCUUUGGAAGAGACAUGACUGUAAAUAAAUAUUCUCUACAUGUUAGGAUAUGUUUCCUUAUUGAUUACAACUCAGCUAUAAUCCUGAGGGAACCCGGGCAUGAGUCGAAGGUAAAGCCCAUUCAGGUAUUAUUGACAAGAGGAUUUUACACAAGUGAAUAACUGCACAGUGAAAACACGUUAGAACUGUUCGGGCUGUAAAUGUUCUUAUCACUAAAACACAGUGGAUGUAUUAUUGAAAGGAACCAAAUACAGCAAUGGGGAGUGGGAUGGGGAUAAAAUACUCACCUCACAAUGACCUUGGCCACUUGUUUGCCUUAUGCCUACCCUGGGUUCCUGUCUACCCUAGAAAGUCAGCUCUCAGUUCUCAGGUGAACAGACAGCUAACUGCAUCAGAAACUUGGAAUGGUUGACUUGAGGUUCCAUUAUCUUCUUGCAGAGACGUGAUGCUUUAAAUGAUGUUUUUGAAUUGUAGCCAGUUCAGCUAGGCAAAAGCCAUACUUCUCACAGUAAGAAAAUAAUUCUGAUUAGACUCGCCUUUCUCAUAUCCAUUGUGAUAGGAAAGCCUGAGGAUGGUAAAUUGCUUUGAAAUAUGGUACUGAACUUCAGGAUGGAUGUAACCAAAUCUGAAAUUUGGGGGAUUUACUUCAGCCGGAAUAAAGAAGUCAAAUCAUGAAAAUCAUGGAAACAAACCACCUUGGACCUACGUGCAGCAUCAACCCCAAGUGACCCAAUCAUCAUCUCUUCCUUCGUUUAGCAUGACCUGGCUUGGGUGGAGUAAUUAAGUUCCCAGCUUUGUGGUUGUAGAAGACAAACAAAAGAUAGUAAAUUGGGUUAACACAAAGUUUCAUCAACUACUAUACUUAAUUAUGUUUAGAAGAUUCUGAAAGCAAGAUGAUCCAGUGGAUAGAUGAGAGUUGACUGUAUUCUGUCAGUUCAAAAAAAAAGGUACAAACAAAACUCUACCGUUUUCUUGACUUAAAUACAUCAUAUGUAUACUUUUCCCAUUCCUUUCAUUUUUGAGGCAGGUUUAAAAACUCUCAGCAUAGAUCCAGCAGAAGUGGCUGAGCUUAAUUGCUUAAACAAGUUCUCGAACUUUAAAAAUCCUUUUAGUAGAAUUCAGUGCUGUUGUCACUGCAAUAACUGGGUUUUAGAAAAUGUGUGAAAAGAUCAGGUGUUAACACAAUAUUAAGGAUAAAGCUUUAGAAGCUAUUUUAUUACAUAGGUGAAGACAAGAUAAACUAACUUGUAACAAAGACCACAACUGCAUGUUGGAUUAGAUUGUCUCAUAUUCCAGAAUAAAAUGUACUGUAUACUUUUCUUCACUUUGUUGUGCACUGUAAUGAAAUGUGAAAAAGAUGUUUUCUUUAGCUGUAUGUGAAUGAAAAUAUGCUUGUAUUUAGUAAAAUGGUUGAUUAUGUGACUGUGA